AUGAAGAUGCUGUACCAGCGAAUACGUGGAAAACAUCAACAUCUUGGCCGGUCUCCAGAAGAUGUCACAGAAAACCGUCUUUGCUUCCUCGGUCUCAUUAUGAGGGGAGCGUCUGAUCGUCUUGUCUAUGUUGUCCUUCUCACUUAUCAUUACAGUGCUGUUGAAUGUUUUGUCGUCGUCACUCAUUCGAAUUCUGCCUCGCAAUCUGAUUGUGCAGUCUACCUCAAUAUCCCGUCGUUACGCGUGACACGUGCGGUGGAAGUGCGUGAGGAUCUAGCAGCAUGGCAAGGUGAACAUUGA
Necator americanus (New World hookworm) is the source of this 300-nucleotide messenger RNA. RefSeq lists its product as uncharacterized. The transcript has 2 exons. The record is from RefSeq and is a predicted model, not a curated record. Lineage: Eukaryota; Metazoa; Nematoda; Chromadorea; Rhabditida; Ancylostomatidae. Bases 1 to 300 code for a protein of 99 amino acids.